CGACCAAUCGGAAGUGAGUAUUUUUCGCGCUGGUUGGCUGGAGAGUUUGAGUUUCCCCGCAAGCUUUUUUUGAUUUGAAUGAAACCCCUCCGCUUUACGGAAUGAAUACGGCCGUUUCUCCUCUAUAACCACCGAGAGGACAUUCAACAGCCCAGUGAGCCUGGAGGGGGUUAGAUGGGAUGGACAGCAUAGGUAGCUCCCUGCCUUCGAUGCCUGAACCAGCCAACCCGAUCAGCAUGAAGCAGCCGCCAGAGUCCCUCAGCGUACGGAAAGGUCGGGGGGACAUGGGCAGUGACCCAGUUGUGCUAAUGGACAAAGCGACUGCACAGCUGGCCGCCACACUACAAGACAGCGUUCUGCAGAAGAUGGCUGGCCACAGUCAUAACAACCACAGUCACGAGAGGCUCAAGGACCUCACCUCCCGCGUGCUGAACGGCGACCAAGACACGCUGCCCAAGCUUUUCACCCCGGAACCGCCCGUGCUCAAGUGUGCCGAAGCCCCCGCUACAAACGGCACCCACCAGCACAGCUGCUCCCCUCACGCUGAACCCGAGCUGAAGGUGACGAUACCUCAGGUCAUCAUGCAGCCGUUGCUCGAACCAUCCUGCGCCAACGGGACCAGCUUGGCCACAACCACUGAAGGUGCAAUGUCUGGACCGGACGAGAGGCAGGACAAGAAAAGAAAGGGGAGACCACACAAACCUAAACCUCAAACAACCUUCAAUUCCUCGGCCAUCCCUGUGGACCAGUGUGACCACACAAAUGCUGGAGAGGAAACCGAAGCAGCUGAUGAGCCUGAUCCCAUUUCAGAGUCGACGAAGGAGGCAACACAAGAAGAGCCUCCUUUGCCGAAACGUUUCUGUGUCGGGGAUCUGGUCUGGACGAAGGUGUCCGGAUACCCCUGGUGGCCCUGCAUGGUGACCACAGACCCGGAGUUUAAUCACUUCUUCAAGCAGAAACAGAAAGCAACCAACAGCAGGCCGGGGCUCCUUUACCACGUGCAGUAUUUUGGAGACGCCCCAGAGCGAGGCUACAUCUUUGAGAAGAACAUGGUGUCCUUCACUGGGGAAGAUCAAUACCACGAGCUUAGCCAGGCUAACAAACAGCCAGCCUCACGUGCCAUCCAUAAAAAGACGGCUCCAUCUGUACCCCGCAAACUCAAGGCUCAGUGGAACAUGGGCAUCAUUCAGGCCAAGGAGGCGCUCAGCAUGUCGCUGGAUAAUCGCAUGGCGAACUUUACAUUUCUAUACGACGACGACGGGCCUCACCUGAACCCCCACAUCAUGGAGAGGUUGAAACCGGAGGAGAGCAACAUGCUGGCGCUGCAGAAGGAGUCGAGGCUUAGCCUGGAUUUCGCUUCGAGGGAUCCCUCCUCAUCUGCGCCGGCUACACAGACCGGAUCAGUUGUACCUCAGAAGAAAAAGAGAAGACCCAAAGAGGCUCAGUCCCCCGACAAGGUGGUGAGGAGGAGGAAAAAAUCUGCAACCGACGCCUCUGGGCCGACGAGGAAAAGAAAAACGAAGCAGGGACCCUCAGCAGAAGAUGUUUCAGAAGCCGUCUCACUUCCAGUUUCAGUUUCAGUGAAAAGGGAGCGGAAGAAGAGAUCUAAGAGGCCACCAACGGAUGCUGCAGCAGAGAAGGAUCAGCAGCCCAAGAAGAGGCGCAAAACGGGGAAAGAUGCUGAAAAACAGGCCUUGACUUCAGAUGGAACGGUCAAAAAGCAGAGAAGAAGGAAGAAAACAGACGUGAAAGACGUAAAAGAACCCAGGAAACGCCAGAGAAAACCUAAAGUUCUCCUCACUGGUGACCAAGAGGCAGAGAAACCAAAGCGUAGGAGGAAGAGGAAACAGGAUGGAGAGAAUCAGACGACACCCUCCAGUGCGAAGAAGAGACGGCCGUCGCCGUGUCCUGAUCCUGAGGGCUCUGGUAGCGAAGGACGCCCCGAUUCUCCAAGCGACAGCUUAGACGGGACAAAGAAAGGCGAGAGGAAGAAAGAGUUUGUUUGUCAGGUGUGUGAGCAGACGGGUGAGGACUUGGUUCCCUGUGAAGGUCAGUGCUGUGGGAUGUUUCACCUCCAGUGCCUCGGUCUGUCCCUCAAACCUGACGACAAGCUGCUGUGCAACGAGUGCAGCACGGGCGUUCACUCGUGUUUCAGCUGCAAGCAGUCGGAGGGCGAGGUGCGGCGCUGCCACGUGCCACAGUGCGGCAAAUUCUACCACGACGCGUGCGCCCGCCUCAACCCCCUCACCGUGUUCGACAACAAGGGCUUCCGCUGCCCCCUGCACGCCUGCCUGAGCUGCCACUACGGCUCCCGCACCAAGCAGAAGUCUGCCAAGGGCAGGUUGAUGCGUUGCCUGCGAUGCCCGGUAGCGUACCAUGUCGGUGACCAGUGCGUGGCCGCGGGAAGCGAGAUGAUCACCAACACCGCCAUCAUCUGCACCAACCACUUCCACGCCAAGAAGGGCUACAGCCACCACAGCCACGUCAACGUCAGCUGGUGUUUCGUCUGCUCCAAAGGAGGGCAGCUGCUGUGCUGCGAGUCCUGUCCUGCAGCUUUUCACCCCGACUGCCUGAACAUCGCGAUGCCCGACGGGAGCUGGUUCUGCAACGACUGCCGAGCCGGGAAGAAGCCCAAGUACAGAGACAUCAUCUGGGUCAAACUGGGAACGUACAGAUGGUGGCCAGCGGAGAUCCACCACCCGAGGAACAUUCCCACCAACAUCCAGCACCUUCGACACGAGAUCGGAGAGUUCCCGGUGUUCUUCUUCGGCUCCAAGGAUUAUUUCUGGACCCACCAGGGCAGAGUCUUCCCCUACAUGGAGGGGGACAGGGGCAGCAAACAUCAGAGGAACGGCAUCGGCAAAGUCUUCAAGAAUGCUCUGCUCGAGGCUGAAGUUAGAUUCAAGGAGAUAAAAAUGAAGCGAGAAGCCAAGGAAGCACAAGAGAACAGUCGAAAACCGCCUCCGUACAAAUUCAUCAAGGUCAACAAACCCUUUGGCAAGGUUCAGGUCUACACCGCAGACAUCUCCGAGAUCCCCAAGUGCAACUGCAAGCCGACGGACGAGAGGCCGUGCGGCUUCGAGUCCGAGUGUCUGAACCGGAUGCUGCAGUACGAGUGUCACCCUCAGGUGUGUCCCAGCGGCGAGCGCUGCUGCAACCAGGACUUCACCAAGCGCCUCUACCCGGAGACCAAGAUCAUCAAGACGCCCGGCAAAGGGUGGGGCCUCAUCUCUCUGCGGGACAUCAAGAAGGGUGAGUUUGUGAACGAGUACAUUGGGGAGCUGAUCGACGAGGAGGAGUGCAGGGCCAGGAUCAAGUUCGCCCAGGAGAACAACAUCACCGACUUCUACAUGCUCACCAUCGACAAGGACCGGAUCAUUGACGCGGGUCCAAAAGGAAACUACUCGCGCUUCAUGAACCACAGCUGUCAACCCAACUGUGAGACGCAGAAGUGGACGGUGAACGGAGACACGCGUGUCGGCCUGUUUGCCGUCUGCGACAUCCCAGCCGGGACCGAGUUGACCUUCAACUAUAAUCUCGACUGCCUCGGCAACGAGAAGACGGUGUGUCGCUGCGGCGCUCCCAACUGCAGCGGCUUUCUUGGUGAUCGGCCGAAGAACUCAAACGGCCAAACGGCCGAACCAAAGGGAAAGAGGUUGAAGAGGAAAUACAAGAGGAGAAAAUCUGAAGGGAAGAAGAAGUCGGAGGACGACUGUUUCCGCUGCGGAGACGGGGGACAACUGGUGCUCUGCGACAAGAAGACCUGCACCAAAGCUUAUCACCUGUCCUGCCUGAACCUCACCAAGAGACCCUUCGGACGCUGGGACUGUCCCUGGCAUCACUGCGACGUCUGCGGGAAGAACUCGGACGCCUUCUGCCAGCUCUGCCCCAACUCCUUCUGCAAGGCCCACCAGGAGGGGGCGCUGCGCCCGUGGCCGCCCACGGGGCAGCUGUGCUGCACGGAGCACGAGGAGCUGGAGGGAAGCGGCGUCUUGGAGGAAAGCGACAUCAUCCCGACGGCGGCGGUGGCGAUGGUGGCGCCGAUGACGACGGUGACAACGGCGGCGGCGACUCAGGACGUCGACUCGGAGACGAGCUCCGCCGCCGCCGCCGCCGCCUCCACCCGCCCCCAGAAAGGCUCCAGGAAGACGGAGGACGGCAAAACUAAAAGCUCCAAGAGGAAAGCAGCCGAGGCCUGAGGACACACAACCAGACUCUGGACACCAACGCACUGUACAACAUCUUCAUCAUCAUCAUCUUCAUCAUCAUCAGGGAACGCCGCUGACCUCUCACAACGCUCGCCACUCCAGCCAAUCACAGUUGAACUUUUUUUCAGGUUGUUUUUUUUAUUUUAUUUUUUUAAUUAUUGAUCUUUGUUUCUGCACUGAGGGUAAAAAAAAACCACCUGUGGUAAAAGCACAAACAAACCAGCAGCACAACAGCGAGCGCAGGUCAGGAAACUUCAGCUACUGGAUUCUAACUCUUCCACCAACCAAACUGCCUUCUUCUUCUUCUUCUUCUUCUUCUUCUUCUUCUUCUUCUUCUUACUUCCUGUUUUUUUUUUGUUUUGUUUUUUUAUCGUCGUCUUUUAUUUGGUUUAAAGUUUGUUUUAGAAGAACAAGAGACUCUGAUCUAGCUUGAAGUGGAACUGAGCGUUAACUUGAAUCUCAGUCGACCUCCUUCCUCCUCUUCCUCUUCCUCUUCCUCCUCCUCCUCCUCCUCUUCCUCCUCCUCCUCCUCUCAACACGGAUUAUCUUGAACAGCAACAGAGUUUUAUAGCUAUAUCUAUAUAUGUGUAUAUCAAAGACCAAAAUUAUGAUUACUGGAAUAGUGUGAGACAUCAGACAGGUUGCCAAAUGGAUUUUUAUUUUUAUAUAUAGUAUAUAUAUGCCAGAUGUGCUAUGGGACACCAAGACACUAUGGAAAGGCUCCAGACGACCUCUCUCCUUGUUCCCGUAGCCAUAGAUGAUCACAUUUAACUGUAGACGCGUUUAAUAUUUUACAACCUGAUGAUUAUUAUUCGUUUUUUAGUUCAGUUUAACUCCUUAGGUUUGACUUAGUUUAGUCUUUUUUUUUGUUUUUUUGUUUUUGUUUUUUGUUUGUUUUCCUGAACGACGUUCAUGUCCAGAGAUGAUUAAAAAAAAAAAAAAAAAACGAGAGCACUGCUUGAAAAGUGAAACCUGAAGUCUGACAUGGAAACACUACUGGGUCGUUCCAGGUCUGUUCGACGAUAAACCGCAGAAAUGAAGGAACGAUGAGGAGCGAUUCUCUUGAACAGAGCCCCCCCCCCCACCACCCGGUGCUUUUUUUAUUUUAUUUUAUUUUAUUUUUAUUGUGUGUGUGUUUUCCACUCGUAUCUGAAGUGGAGGUACUGGCCAGGAUAUUUUAUUUUUAUUUUAUUUUUUUUUAUCUGAGAGUUUGAAAGAGAGAAUUUUUUUUUUCUUGAAUUCUCAGGGUUUUUUUUUUUUAUUAUUAUUAAUAUUAUUAUUAUUAUGCAUAGUCUCUAAACUGCAUCCACGUUUUAAAACUUUAAGACACUGGCACGACUCCUCGGUAAAUCCUUGUUGGUAAACGUCUCCACUUUUUCUUUUUUCCUGAUUUAAAUCUUAAAAGAGCAACGAAAUCCAACUCGGUCUCAGCUGCACUUUGGAUCCUUGAUUUAAAAAAAAAUAAAAAAAUAAAAAAUACUCGACCAGUUCCUGAUUUCUAAACAUUUAGUGGAAGCUCCUAAUUCUUCUUAAUAAACCGUAAGUUUUCAUAAAAAUAUUCCACAUUUAAUGGAUUCAUUAAAAAAAAAAAAAAUAAAUAAAACGUGCAGCUUUUAGGUAAAGAAAACAGCUUAAAAGUAAUAAAAAUCUGCAGCCUGGUGGAUUUUGAGCUUCUUUAAAACCUGAUGCAGGUGUAAACGCUGAAUGUGGUUUUUAAAAAACAUCCUUUAACGUGACCACGAGAUGUUAAAAUUUUAAAAACCUCGAACGCUCUUUACGUGACGACUGAUCACUCGCUGAUUAUUUUCAUAUUUUUGAGCAACGAUGAAACAAAUGAAAGACGAAUCGUUUAAUUUUCCUUUGGCUCCAGAAAAGCAUCAGGUCGGAGUUAAAUUCAGAAUCAUGUUUUAUUUUUAUUACGUUUAAUUAGGUUUAAUUGUCCCAGUUUGGUUACGAGGUUUCUAUCCGGCCGACUACAAACUGCUGCUUCGUGCUUUUUUUUAUUUUUUUUAUUUUAUUUCCCCAGAUUUGACUUGUGCGGCUGCAGCUGAAGAUUUUUUUUUUGUUUUAAAAAAAUAUUUUUUUAUUAUUAUUAUUUUUACAACUGCACCUUUUUUCUUUUGUCAUGUGAAUGGAUCGCGUCCAGAUGUGCAGCGAGUCUUUUUUUUUUUUGUUAAAUAAUAAUAAUCCUAACUUUGAUUUGAGUGAAUGUAGUUCAGGCUGUUGUUCUUUUUAUUUUAUUUUAUUUUUAUUUUUUUUUUUAUAUAAGCACUGUUAACUCCCUGUAGAGCUCAAGUGUAAUAAUGUUGGCGUAGGGGUUUCAUUCUGUAACUACUGUCAUUCAUAGUAAACCAGAGACUAAUAUGUACAUAAUGUAUAAGUGGUAAUAGUGAUGCAUCUAUUGUAAAUAUCAUACAAUUUCUUAACAUUGUAUGUGUUUGGUUUGGUUUGUUUUGUUUUUGUUUUGUUUUUUUUCUUGAUGCAGUUCUGAAACACUUUUGUGCAGGAUCUCACGUCAACUGAAUCGUGCAAUAAAAAGUGGUUAAACGUG
Mugil cephalus (flathead mullet) is the source of this 6759-nucleotide messenger RNA. RefSeq names its product nuclear receptor binding SET domain protein 2 (gene nsd2). The transcript has 22 exons. The coding region runs from base 180 to 4199 and encodes 1339 amino acids. Gene Ontology annotation, molecular function: protein binding; histone H3K36 methyltransferase activity. Gene Ontology annotation, cellular component: nucleus; chromatin. NCBI's taxonomy places the organism in Eukaryota, Metazoa, Chordata, Actinopteri, Mugiliformes, Mugilidae. Gene Ontology annotation, biological process: regulation of DNA-templated transcription. The record is from RefSeq and is a predicted model, not a curated record.